AUGGCAGCCAUGUUCUCUCGUAAGUUCGUGGCAGACCUGCAGGAUCACCACGCGGUUCUGACCAGCGGCAUUUGCCUGCGCUCCUCCUGCGACCCCUUACACACUGAGGGAGGGGGGGGAGGCGGUCUGGGCGAAGGAAACACCCCCAUCAGCAAGGUGGUUUCACUGGCGGGACGCAUGUGUGGAGCCGCCGCGCAGCUGCAGCCGGAGUGUGUCUCUACGAGUGAAGUGUGUCGAUGCUGGAGCGGCCAGUGCGUCACGGGAGAAUGGACGGAUUUAGCAGAGUCGCUUUUCGAAGGAAGGAACGAAGCCUGGAAGGUGAGGAGCCAGACGAGGAAGAGGAGGAAGAGGAGGAGGAAGAAGAAGGUUCCUUUUCACAGACAGCUUUUACACUUUGAGGACAAACAGCAACACUUUCUCACCAUGUCAACACUUCAGCCUGCUCAGCCAACCAGAGCACAGAUCUGUCCACGCUGCGGUCAGCUGAUGAGCACGGCUCUGACAAGGGAGAGGUCCUUUCGCUUCAGUCUAGCAGCGUGGAAUUUAAUCUCCUGCACCGGACUCUCAGCGAGGAAAGGGAAAGCUGCGUGUUUCCAGUCGAAGAACGCUGACGAGGAGGCGUGUGUGGCCGUGAAAAUCGAACACUCAAGAGCUCUCGGCAGUAGUCCGGCGAGCGAUCGCAGCAACGCACCCAGCGUGCAGGCGUGUCUGAACCGGGCCAGCGCUGGGACGAACAACAGGAGCAGGGGGGGAGUCAAUGGAAGAGUCUCUGGUGGCAGGCCUCGGCUGCAGUCUAAACCAGAAGUGCCUCCAAAGCCACUGCACCUUCAGAGCCCAGUGACUGACCUCUCAUCCCCACUGGGCCGCACCAAGAAACCAUCACUUAGACGGGGCAUGGAGGAGGGAGGCGGAGGAAGAGGAGGAGGAGGAGGAGGAGGAGGAGGAGGAGGAGGAGGAGGAGGAGGAGGAGGAGGAGGAGGAGGAGGAGGAGGAGGAGGAGGAGCAAAGACGACAGUGAACCGGGAGAGGGCCAAAGAGAAACACUCCAAAGUCUCAGACCUGAUCAGCCGCUUUGAGGAGAACAGCAGCACAGAGAACAAGAGAGACAGCUCGCCGCACAAACCUGUCAGCAAGUCGACCAACUGCAGCCCGGCCCACCGGCCCAGCCCGAAGCCCACGGAGAGCGACAGGAACCAGGAGAACCUCCCCCCCGCUGUCAAGGAUGACCACAAGCCGGCGGCCAACGGGGUGGUAGCGCAGAUGGAGCCGGAGAAGGAGGAUAAAAAAGAGCAAGAGAACGGAAGCGUGAGGAUAGAGACCGCCGGGCUGGUCAAUGGAGAUAUGGGGGACGGGGGAGCAGAGCAGGAGGAGGAUCAUUCACCUCCAGAGACAGAGACGACUGAUGGAGAGACUGAGGAGGAGAAGGAGAGUGGGACUGUGACAGAGAUCGAGCACCGGAGUGAAGAAGGGAUCACAGAGCAGAAGGAGACGAAUGAACAGAAGCUGUUUAAGAUCGCCAGCGAGCUGCUGCAGACAGAGAAGGCCUAUGUAGCCCGGCUGAACCUGCUGGACCAGGAGUUCUGUACUAAGCUGAUGGAGGAGGCCAACAAGGGAACGUUCCCAGUGGACGUUGUGAAGAACAUCUUCUCCAACAUCUCCUCCAUCCACACCUUCCACAGCCAGUUCCUGCUCCCGGACCUGGAGAAACGCAUGGGAGAAUGGGCGUCGAAACCUCGCAUCGGAGACAUCCUGCAGAAACUCACACCCUUCCUCAAGAUGUACGCCGAGUACGUGAAGAACUUCGACAAGGCCAUGGAGCUGCUGAAGCAAUGGACCGACCGUUCUCCUCAGUUCAAGGCCACCAUCCUGGAGAUACAGACCCAGGAGGCGUGUGGCAGCCUGACGCUGCAGCAUCACAUGCUGGAGCCGGUGCAGCGAGUCCCUCGGUAUGAGAUGCUGCUGAAAGACUAUCUAAAGAAGCUGCCUGAGGACGACCCUGACCGACGAGACUCAGAAAAAUCGUUAGAAAUCAUCGCCACAGCAGCGACUCACUCCAACAGCGCCAUACGGAAAUCUGAUAAUCUGAAGAAACUGUUGGAGAUCUACGAGUUGCUGGGAGAGGAGGAGGACAUCGUUCACCCUUCCAACGAGUUCAUCAAAGAGGGCCACAUCCUGAAGCUGGCCGCCAGGAACACGUCGGCCAUGGAGAGAUACCUCUACCUGUUCAACAACAUGCUGUUGUACUGCGUGCCCAAGUUCAGCCUGGGAGGACCCAGGUACACGGUGAGGACGCGGAUCGGCGUGGACGGCAUGAAGGUCCUGGAAACCACCAACGAGGACUACCCUCAUACCUUUCAGGUGUCGGGGAAGGAGCGGCUGCUGGAGCUCCAGGCCAGCUCCGAACAAGACAAGGCCGACUGGAUCAAGGCUUUCCGGAAGACCAUUGAGAUCUUCCAGCAGAAGAACGAGUCCUUCAAGAACGCAUUGAAAGACGUGGAGGAAGUGUCGAAAAAGGAGCUGGGGAAGCGCGCCCCUCGAUGGAUCCGAGACAAUGAAGUGACGAUGUGCAUGAUGUGUAAAGAGCCGUUCAACGCUCUGACGCGGCGGAGACACCACUGCAGAGCCUGCGGAUAUGUGGUUUGCUAUAAAUGUUCAGACAACAAAGUGCAGCUCGAAUACGACGGCAACAAGACGAACAAAGUCUGCAAGGACUGUUUCUCCAUCCUGAAAGGAGAGACGGUGGCUGAGGGGAAGAAGAAGGGAAUACUGGAGAUCGAGGCCGCUCAGUUCUCCGGCAGCAGCAUCAUGUGUGGCUUCCUGCAGUACUGCGAGAAGAACAAGCCCUGGCAGAAGGUUUGGUGCGUGAUCCCUGAGAAGGAAAGUGUGGUGCUCUACCUCUACGGAGCUCCACAGGACGUGAAGGCCCAGUGCACCAUCCCCCUCCUGGGUUACUCUGUGGACGACAGCGUCCGGCCCACAGACACGCCGGCCAGCUUCCGCCUCUCCCAGUCCAAGUCCGUCCACAACUUCUCUGCCGAAACCGAGGAUCUCAAGCAGCGCUGGCUCAAGGUCAUCCGGGUGGCGGUGACGGGAGAGGUGCCAGAGUGCCCCCCCGCCAACGGCACCAACGUGACGGAGGACAACACCACCCAGGAGGCGUCGACCGACAGCUCAUAGAGGCGUUUCCCUGCAAGCGGACCGAGUGGAACUUCUGCCGUCGUAUUGCUCGAGAAGGACGGGAUGAGCCGGUGCGUCUCCACGGCGUCUUGGAAUCUGAAUUCUAAAGAUUGAGUGGACAAACAGAAAUCAGUGCUGGAUAAGCUGCCUUUUCCUCGUAGCUCUCCUGUUUCCCCGGUUUCCUCCUGGAUUUCCUCCUGAACUUCAGAGCUGUGCUGGAUAACUAAAGGAUCUCUGGCACAAUCAACACUAGAGCAGAGGAGAUUCUUGGAAGUCCCUAAGACUCGCACUGUUAAGUAAGAGCAGCUUAAACUCUACAGUCUUCUUGGACCUCGGCCAAAUCCUCCUGAGCCAGAGGACGACAGCACGUGAAUCGAAGCUGAAAGACGUUUCAAACUCUGUCUGCUGGUGCUGUGUACAUGUAUAGUAUAAAUGUUUUGUUUUUUUCUUUUUUAUGAAAAGGAACACGUGUGUUUUUAAUGUACAGAAAUCAGAAAAGCCAUCUAAGUAUGACAUUAAUCAUUCUCAGUAUUCUGCCCCUUUUUCUUUGCUAAAGACGAUGGUUUAAAAAGUGAGAACAUGACCAUGUGCUGGAGAUAAAAGAUAAUUUCUCUCUUCACUCAGUCUAAUCAAACUCUGGAUGAGCUGAUGUGUCUGUCUGCUCUGAAGCUGGAUGCACCCAUUCUACGAAUCUGCAAAUUAAACCAGUUUUGAAUAUAUAUAUACAUAGACAGAUAGAUAAGAACAGGAAUAAAUAGGUUUUUGAAUAUACACAAGCGAAAGUACCACAUCAACUUUUCUACUUCAGUGAAAGACUUGCUUUUAAAUAUACUUAAGAGUACUGUAUCCUGUUCCCUAAUGAAGCAGUCUACUACAUCCUUAUGGUUUAGACCUGGCCAUUCAAUCAAGCUGCACUAAAUUACUGAGACUAUAUAUAGAUACCAGACGUCUUAAUGUGCCAGAAAUAACGCCCAUUGUAGAAUCUUAUGUCACAGAAAGUGCUUCUUUAAUUUGAUAGUUCUUCCCUGACCCUUCAACCAAGAACUGUGGAAAUCUAAUCAGUAGUUUUUGUGGUGUCUUGUUUACAACAAUCAAACUGACAGGAGUUAAAAAAUAACCUUGUUGACGCAGGUUCAUGUAAAAGUGAAAGUGAAAAGUGAGAAUUCUACUUAGGUCCACAUAUAGAAUGUAAAAAGUUUCCCACAACUGGCAACUCAAAAGAAACUUUAAACAAAAUUAAAAAAAAAUGUACAGCUUGAGCUGGAAUGUCCCUUUAAAAUAAUAGUUUCAAUAUUAAAGACAAUGGCGCAAAUAGACAAAUCUUAAUUAAUAAACUGUGUUUUAUCGUUGGUUGCUCCCCCCACAGUCUGAGCAGUUAUUAUUAAUGUAUCAUAGAAAGUGAUGGAUGAUAAACCUGAAACCGUUGUCCAGCUCCACAGCAAGAAGACCUCAGUUCAUGUGGAGAGAGAUUCUCUUCACAUGCAGCACAAUCUCAGACAGUGAACAAGCUGUCGCGGGAGAAAUGUAAAUGUAUUUUUUAAUGCUGUAAUUAUUAUUUAAAAAAAGUAAUUUAUAGAGAAUGACGAGCAUGCUCUGUUGAUAGUAGCACAACAAUUGGUCCCUCGCUGUCCACGAAGAAGAAGAAGUAGGCAGAUGUUUAGUUUUUUUCUAUGAGCAGAUGUAUUUCCACUAACUCUACAAACGCAUCACCUCGGUUCUUCGGUGGGACGACGACCAGUCGCAGCGCUGAAGGGGGAAAAUGUGCCUAUAUUCUCCACAGUGAGCUUCUUCAUUCACGACUUCCUCUUGUACUCGAUGCUGUUGCUCGGCCCCUGAACUCUUCCUCCUCCUCCCACUCCUCUUACUCAGUAUUCAAAAAAAGGAAAAACCAAGAGCACAAAACAUCCCCCUCUGUUGGAUCUGAAUGUAUUUCCUGAUUUUAAUGUCCCUUGUUCUCCUCCCUCCCCCAAAGGAUUGAGAAUCUACGCACUUUACAGUCCUAUAAAGUGUCCCUUCAAAGAAAUAAAACAGCAGAAUGAAAUAUA
Messenger RNA from Limanda limanda (common dab), 5222 nucleotides. It is a transcript of the gene fgd4a, whose product is annotated as FYVE, RhoGEF and PH domain containing 4a. NCBI's taxonomy places the organism in Eukaryota, Metazoa, Chordata, Actinopteri, Pleuronectiformes, Pleuronectidae. The coding region runs from base 1 to 3177 and encodes 1058 amino acids. Gene Ontology annotation, cellular component: cytoplasm. The transcript is spliced from 24 exons. The record is from RefSeq and is a predicted model, not a curated record. Gene Ontology annotation, biological process: filopodium assembly; cytoskeleton organization. Gene Ontology annotation, molecular function: metal ion binding; guanyl-nucleotide exchange factor activity.